Dufourea novaeangliae is the source of this 3720-nucleotide messenger RNA. RefSeq names its product aminopeptidase N (gene superdeath). Gene Ontology annotation, molecular function: metalloaminopeptidase activity; peptide binding; zinc ion binding. The coding region runs from base 228 to 3176 and encodes 982 amino acids. The record is from RefSeq and is a predicted model, not a curated record. Gene Ontology annotation, biological process: peptide catabolic process; proteolysis. Gene Ontology annotation, cellular component: cytoplasm. Lineage: Eukaryota; Metazoa; Arthropoda; Insecta; Hymenoptera; Halictidae. The transcript has 15 exons.
GCUCGAGCGGGACCUCGUGCCAAUUCGUCUUGAGAUCUCUCCUUCUCGGUCGUUCCACGGUGCUAUUGCUACAUCGAAGACUGACGCUUCGAUAACGUGUUCUUCUUAAACGUUCAGUGGUUGUUGGUUUUCUUGUUUUGUUGAAGAUUGUUUAAUAUUCUUCGGCUGAUCUUCGACACGUCGAGUCGCGGAAGGCGUCAGGUCACUGUGUAUGGUUUACACAUGAUAUGACCCAGUCCCGCGAAGUUUUAGCAAUGAUGGACGCUCACACGACAACCUUCGGCCGGAAACGGGGAUGCACGGUGUCACCUUGCGGUGGUUUCCUGUUGGGUGCUGCAUUCCUCUUAUCCCUGGUAGUGACGGGGCUGUUGGUCUAUCAUUUCGCCCCGUGCCUCGAGGAAAAGCUCGUUAAAUCGUGCAAUGAUCCCAGGAAAUCAGUAUUCGAGCCGCGCGGCAUGUUCCCCACGGGCUCAAACCAGGAGAAACUGGACGUCAGAUUACCCAGAUCGGUGGUACCGGACAGUUACGAGCUGAGGUUGAUACCAUUUAUAUGGGAGGGAAACUUCACUUACCAUGGCGAGGUGAAGAUUCUUGUGAACGUGACCGAAGACACGAGAAAUGUUACUUUACACGCGACCAGCAUGGAUAUCGAUGAAACUUUCACGAAUAUCAAAGAGUAUUCAGCUACAAACAACAACACCAAAGCAAUUGGGAUCAUUGAGCAAAGGAACGACACUCAACGGGAGUUCUUUGUGAUUAAGACCGCAGACACGUUGAAAGGGGGCAAGCAGUACCUGGUGCAUCUCAAGUUUGUUGGCCAUUUGAACGACUACAUGGAAGGCUUUUACAGAAGCUCCUACACUGUUGGCAGUCAGACCAGAUGGAUCGCCACGACUCAAUUCCAAGCGACAGACGCGAGACGUGCCUUUCCUUGCUUCGACGAGCCGGCAUUGAAGGCUCGUUUCCAGAUCAGCAUCGCCAGACCCAGGAACAUGACGUCUAUCUCGAAUAUGCCUAGAAAAGGGGAGCCUAUGCCUGUUCCAGGGUUACCAUCCUACUUGUGGGACCAUUACGAACGUUCGGUACCAAUGUCUACCUAUUUGGUAGCCUUCAUAGUUUCCGAUUUCGAAAUGAUGAAAUCGGAAUCAGGAAACUUUAGAGUCUGGGCACGAGCCGAGGCGAUCAACCAGGCACGUUACUGCUUGAAGAUUGGCCCGAGCAUUCUUCAGCAUUACGAGGAUUACUUCAAAAUUAAAUUUCCACUACCAAAGACUGACAACGUCGCGUUGCCUGACUUCGCUGCGGGCGCCAUGGAGAACUGGGGUUUAAUUACUUACAGGGAGACCGCCAUGUUGUACCAAGAAGAGGUCUCGACCAGCAGCAACCAGCACCGAGUGGCCACUGUAGUUGCUCACGAACUUGCUCACCAAUGGUUUGGAAACUUGGUAACGCCAAGUUGGUGGACGGAUCUUUGGUUGAAUGAAGGCUUUGCCACUUACGUGUCAUACGUUGGUAUGAACGCGGUAGAACCAACGUGGAGGGUUUUGGAGCAGUUUGUAGUUCAUGAAAUCCAAAGUGUUUUCGGAUUAGACUCUUUGGAAUCUUCACAUCCUAUAUCGAUCGAAGUUGGCCAUCCGGAUGAGAUUAGCGAGAUCUUCGACAAGAUUUCAUAUAAAAAAGGUGCUAGCAUACUCAGAAUGAUGGAUCAUUUCCUGACUACGAAAGUUUUCAAACAAGGUUUAACGAAUUAUUUGAAUGGAAAGGCAUAUCAAAGCGCUAACCAGAACGACUUAUGGGACGCUCUAACGAAACAAGCGCACGCGGACAACGUUUUAGCUCAAGGUAUAACAAUAAAGCAAAUUAUGGAUACAUGGACUCUUCAGACUGGAUUCCCUGUGGUCACAGUUACACGAAAUUAUAAAAAUGGUUCUGUAACACUAACGCAGGAACGUUUUCUGAUGCGUAACGGCACUAUGAGAACCACCUCUGAGGUUGAGCCACUGUGGUGGGUACCAAUCACCUACACAACCGAGAAAGAGCUAGAUUUUAACAGAACCCAACCCUCUGAGUGGAUGAAAGCCCAGAAAACGAUUACUUUGCCGAAUGUGAAGCUGAAUCCGAAAGAGUGGGUGAUCUUCAAUAUUCAAGAAACCGGAUACUACAGAGUCAACUAUGACAGAACGAAUUGGCAGAUGAUAAUUAAUCAAUUGAACAAGGACUCGUUUAGAGAUAUAUCAACGAACAAUCGAGCUCAACUGAUCGAUGAUGCCUUGAAUUUAGCUAAGGCCGACCAGCUGCAUUAUAGUACUGCGUUGGACGUCACAUCUUACUUGGCUCAUGAGACUGAAUACCUGCCUUGGAAGGCUGCUUUCACUGCCAUGCAGUUCCUAGAUACCAUGCUAAUCAGGACGCCUAGUUACGACAAGUUUCGAGUAUACAUCUUGCAACUUCUUGACAACGCGUACAAGCAAGUUGGUUUCAAAGACAACCCCGGAGAUCCUCAAUUGACAGUGUUCACUCGUGUCGACGUAUUGCUUUGGGCGUGUAAUUUUGGUCACGAGGACUGCGUACAAAAUGCUGUGAAACAGUUUCAUAAUUGGCGCAACACGCCCGACCCAAAUAAAAAUAAUCAAAUUUCACCGAACUUGAAGUCUGUUGUUUACUGCACUGCCAUUCGGGUUGGCGGACAAACCGAGUGGGACUUUGCCUGGCAGAGGUACCUGGACACGAACGUUGGUUCAGAAAAGGAUCUGCUGUUAAGUGCGCUGGGCUGCACCAAAGAAACAUGGCUACUUAGUCGAUACUUGGAGUGGACGAUCACUGAGAAUUCGGGAAUUAGAAAGCAGGAUGUUGCUCGUGUACUUAGCUCGGUUUCCAACCACCCCAUUGGGCAGACUUUGGCGUUCAACUUCCUCAGGAAUAACUGGGCACGGCUCAGGGAAUAUCUUGGAUCAUCCCUAUUGACUAUCAACAAUGUAGUAAAAGCCACUACCACGGGCAUAAACACUAAAUAUGAACUGAAAGAUCUAUUGGACUUCACAAAUGAACACAGAGAAGAACUUGGCUCCGCAACCAGAACAAUCCAACAAGUGAUUGAACAGUCUGCAGCUAAUAUUCAGUGGUUGGAACGUAACCUUGUUACAAUCCACGACUGGUUAAAACGAAACACCGCGUAAUAAUCUCAAAAGAAUGAAAAAGUGGAUAUACACACAAUAGACAAGUUCAUAACGUUCGACGGAGAGUGGCUAGAACGUUCGAAAACGAUAGUUUUAACGGUGUUGGAGUCGUUCGGUCGUGGAAGAUAGUUGAAUUGGAAUUUUUAUGGAAAAUUAUUAGGCCAGUCCAUAAAUUCGUGCGUAUUUUUAUUACAUAAAUACGAAACACAAGAAUUUACGUUUUUUUUAUUAAAUAACAAAGAACUUAAAACUCCUACUUUUCAUGGGUCUCUGUACUUUUUUUCGAAUAUCUACAAUCGAUGUUAUAAAAUCUUAUGCACGAAUUUAUGAAUUCGUUUAAGUGCAAUGCUUUCCGUGUGGGAGGCGAGAUGGUUUAAAAGUUUACAAAAGUAUUAAAUGUUUUUGUAUGUUUUUGUAUAUACGCGCUGAAAAUUAAUAUACAGGAUGUACCGUAAUAAGCGGAAUCUAUUUUCAAUGGUUCAAGAUAAUAAUAUGAGUUCCUAUAAACAUACACCCGAUUUUCUAUAAAUAAUUCUAAGUCUAA